AUGGUAACUCUGCUGGUCCUGACCUGGGUACUACGACCCUCACUCUACACCCCCAGCCCCCUAAAAAACUGGAAGCCAAGUCUCCAGUUUUAUGAAGCGGUUGGCCGUCAUGGCUCUGGAGAGAUACUGGAUAAUGGGAAGAAAGAAAUAUUCUAUGGAUUAGAUCAAAGGAACUCAAUACGUGUCUUGGAGGAUUUUAAUGUACGGACUUUGUUUGACAAACUUGAAGAUCAAAAUCUUCACUUGACAUCCCAGCUGGGAAGACAUAGGAGCGAAACUCUCUCCUUCUAUAAGGCCUUUAUACACAGGAUACAGGUGCUCAAGGAAAUGUUACAGACCAUAGAACUGGGGUCCAAUAAAUGUGUUGAGUGGAGGAAAAUUCCACUUGAAGGUGAAGAGGAAAGUACAAGAGCCACAAUGACUUCUCAACAGAGUCAGAGCUCAUCCCUGAUCAUGAACCAGGCGUAUAAUGCCAACCAGACUCAAGGUGUUUUCAUGCAAGAAGCCACUGCUCUUAUGAAAGUCGUAAAGCUCUCAUUGAUGAAAGUCACCUCUGAACUAGCAGCAAAGAAAAAUAUAUUGACACUGGAGAAGCACAACCAUGUGAAGGGUCAUAUUGAACCCAGAGCUGCUAGACCCCUUGAGCAAGACCAGACCUUGGCCAAUAAGAAUGCAUACGAAGGUCUCAUCAACGGCAACAUACCAAUGCUUUCCUCUGUAGGUUUGCAGUUUCCACCAAUGAUUUUUAUGACAGCGUUGUACAGAGAGGAGAAACUGAAGAAACUGAUCACUGCAAGCCCUUUAACAAAGACAUUAGAGGAGAUCAAAGAAGCACUAAAGAAACAAGAGAAAGAGGUUAAGGGAAGCUACGAGCCAGUAACUGUUGGCACUCUUGUUCCAAUGGACAUGAGCCAGCUCUCCCCCCGUCAGUUGAUUGUGUUCCGCUUUGGCUCAGCUCUCCUCCAUCUUGUAUGUCAUAGCUGCACCCAAUAUCCUCUGCUACUUCUGAUAGCUCAAGCAAUUCCAAGAAUACAGAGUUUUGGGCAGCAGAAGGAGGAUCUGCAUCUUGGAGACUCCUAUUAUGAUGCAGAAAAUAAAAUUUUGUUUGUACCAUCUACAUGCCUGGAUCAUGUUGGGGAGCUAGCAGUGGCCAUUGUGCAUGCGGUGGCACAGAUCAGUACAGGGAUGCAUCAGACACCCAUUAAUAGUGAAUAUCUACAGUGCAUGAAUGGAGCUUUCAGGGCACUAUCCCGUGCGUUCUUCUAUUCUUGGAGUGCAGAGAGUUCGGAGAAGGUCACAGACAUGGGUGAAGGACAGUCGGACAUGAAAACCGCAUUCAGAGACCUUCUGAUGAUCCACAAACUACCGGAUCAUUAUCAUAAGCAGAGAAGCUGUGAAUUUUACAGCAAGUUUAAAAACCAGAGAAUCAUGGAAAAUGUGUUUAUAAAGAAUUCUGGAUGUCUCAGAGAGAGUCCCAAAGAGCAGAGUUCAGAUCAGAUGGCUAUGCAGGAAGAGACAAUAGAUGUCCUCAAUGAAACAUUCCUCCAGCUGGUAGAACAAGCAAUGAAAAACAAGAGGGAAUUCAGAGACCUGAGUGCUGGAACCAAGAACGUUAAAGAUCCAUCUGUGUUUAAUAGGUUGGCAGAAAAGAGGGACCUGGCUGUACUGCUUGAAAUACAGAGGCGUUUCACAUCUGAGAAGAUCAGUGCUUCGGAAUCUGAAUUACUUUAUCUGCAUCAGCCGGACACUACAUCCUCUGUAUUCCGGAAAUCAAGUUGUAACUAGCAUUUCGACGCACUUGAUAAGUGACUGCUAUGACAUAAAACAUAGUUACAUACAUACUGUAUAAAGCAUGAAUACAGCCGUGAGCUCAGGCCUGAAAGGGGUGUUAAUAAAAAUUUAAAAAAAAGGCCACUUUUACACAGUCAGUAUUUGAUCAGUGAUUUCCAUUAGCAAAUCCUCCUGUUAUACCUUAUCUCUGUGAAGCCUCCAUUGGUUCACAAUCACUGAUCAAACACUGACUGUAUGAAAGUGGCCUAAGAUUUGCAGGGGUUUUCAGGUACAAAUUGAAAGUUAUACUAUUAAUUUAAUAUAACCUACCUGUGUGAAGCAACCCUGAUUUCUUCAUCCAGGCAGCGGUCAUGUGACACCCCCUGUCUCUUGCUCAGCACUUCUGCUGAUAUGUCAUUCUAGAUGCAGGGGUCUCUCUUCCGGGCCAUGCGAUAUCACUGGCGUCACAUGCAGUGCAAUCUAGACGCUUAGUAGAAGAAGCAUUUCCCCAACAUAUGUGCAGUAUUAACAGACUACUGUGUAUGUGCAGUGGGGGUAUCUGCAAACUUUGGCUUGUUAUAUAAUGUUUCUAAUGCUAUGUACUGCACACUUGUUGUUCCAGCAUGAGCCAGGCAAAGACAGAGGUAACAAUACUAACCCAGACCUCUCUGGAGCUUAGGGUGUGGGCUUGCUCCACCCCCUGUUUCCAGAAUAGUCUAGGAGAGGAGCUGUAUAGAGGGAGAAGGAUUUGCAUGGCUUCAGAGAGAGAGAGACUGCAAGGUAACCAAGUUUGAGGUGAUCCAGACCCUACUGCUGCAGAGGGCUAACAAAUUAAGACACCCUAUGUACCUCAUAGUGCUUCCGUGGGUUUCCGUUCUGUACUUCCGUUCCGCAUCUCAGGAUUUGCGGUCCCAUUCAAGUGAAUGGGUCCGCAUCCGUGAUACAGAAUGCACAUGGAACGGUAUAAACAAGCCCUUAGUCAGAGAUCUCUAUAGUAGAUAUUUUAG
This is a messenger RNA of Bufo gargarizans (Asiatic toad), 2777 nucleotides long. RefSeq lists its product as uncharacterized. Lineage: Eukaryota; Metazoa; Chordata; Amphibia; Anura; Bufonidae. Bases 1 to 1785 code for a protein of 594 amino acids. The transcript has 13 exons. The record is from RefSeq and is a predicted model, not a curated record.